Vollenhovia emeryi is the source of this 5799-nucleotide messenger RNA. It is a transcript of the gene Dmtn, whose product is annotated as transmembrane and coiled-coil domains protein 2. Gene Ontology annotation, cellular component: endomembrane system. The transcript has 11 exons. Bases 629 to 2383 code for a protein of 584 amino acids. The record is from RefSeq and is a predicted model, not a curated record. NCBI's taxonomy places the organism in Eukaryota, Metazoa, Arthropoda, Insecta, Hymenoptera, Formicidae.
CGCCGCGCGCGGUGUCGACGAGUUACUUCGCCGUUCGCACGAGUGGAAAGAAACGCGGAGAACCGUUCUUGUAUAUCGCCUGACUCCAGUGUCCCUUUCUCUUUUUGUUCUUUUAAUGCAUCGACAGGUCUUCCUGUUUGACGCGAGUCGACCCUCCUGUUUGCAGGAACGGCGCCCCUGAACGCCAGGAAGGGACCCAGGUCGACGUCUCGCCGAGCGCGCGCUGUUAAUACGCUCCUGCCCCGUGUGUUUUUCAUCGAUACUGCCCGCCCCGCAUAACAGCGACGAGCGCGCGGAAUCACGGCUCCGUCCGUGACGCGCGGAGCGAAGUCCGGGGGCCCUGGACCGCGCCAUUUCUCCCGGAGAGCGGGCCCGAGUGCGCGUUGCGCCGCGCCGCCGUCCGCGAUAAACUGCUGCGUUGCUGCGCCGUGCUUCACCUUCGCCGUUGCUGCGGGAUACGUCGCGCGCGCGCACGUGUGUGUGUGUGUGUGUGCGGCGUUUCGUGAAACUGGUGCCCGGCCAUCCAGAUGCCGUCUAAGGAUCAUCGCCGAGACUUUCGCCAGCCACGUGAUCGGUUCAACGUGAACUUGCUGAAACGAAGUAGAUAGAUGACAAACGUCUCAGAGGUAUGGCAAGCUUGACGGUGAACACCUCUAGUAAAAACAGUUCGCGCAGUGGAUCUCCUAGUAGGACAACCUCGACGUCUCAAUUGCAUCAACAAUCGUCAGCAAACUUGGAGCAUACUCCAAGAUUGCGUAAUGCCCCAAUUUCCCAAGGUGAGGGUAGCACAGGCAGUGGAAGUAGCGGCGGCGGCGGUACUGGCAGUAGCCUCAAUAUGAAAGGCAGCAAUAGACAAAGAUCACCAGGAAAUUUAAUUCGCACGCCGGGGGAUACCAUGGAUGAACCAAGUAAUACUUCAAACACUGCCGAACCGGACGAGUUUGUGCCAAAUGUUCAUCCACCGACUGAUGACGAAGGAGAACAAUAUCACACAACCCAAUCGUUCCUAUCGAAUGGUUCUUCUGAAUUGAUAAGCGACGAUGUCGACUCCAGUGCUGCACGAGUUCGUCAAGCUAUUGAGCAUAUUCAAAGCAAAAUUGCGAAAACGCGAGAGCAGAUAAGAAUAGAACAAACCACGCGGGAUGAAAACGUCAAUGAAUAUUUGAAAUUGGCCGCUAAUGCGGACAAGCAGCAGUUAACUAGGAUUAAAACGGUAUUCGAGAAGAAGAAUCAAAAAUCGGCGCACAGUAUUUCGCAACUACAAAAAAAGUUAGAUAGCUACACGAAAAAAUUAAGAAAUUACGAGAUGAAUGGUGCACCGACGAGUCAUAGGCAACCGAGGGAAAUGUUGCGCGACAUGGGACAAGGACUCAAAAAUGUGGGAGGAAACAUCAGGGAUGGUAUCACUGGUUUUUCAGGAACUGUAAUGUCUAAACCAAGAGAGUUUGCUCAUCUUAUUAAAAACAAAUUCGGAAGCGCUGAUAAUAUAAAUACUUUGUCACAUGGCUCGACUUUUUAUGUAAACGAUACACCGCAUGCAGGUAAUGGUGAUAACGCUAGCGUUGAAGAUGAUAAAACUCACCAUGGAUCGGCUACACUUCCGGGUGGAUGCAGUCUGGGAUCUACCCAAAGCGCGGCUAUGAAGUUUCCGUCUGAGGAAGGAUCGGAGUGUUCUAGCGUAACUAGUGAAAGCGGCCCCGGUAGUAGAGGACAGCCGCAUACGUGUCACAGUAAUAAUGCCUUGAGUCUCAAAUCUAUUUUUGCAGAACUACAGGAACACCGGGAGAAUCUUGAUCGAAUGAGAGAAAAAUUAGAGACUGUAAAGACGUUACAGCAAGAAGUGACAUAUCUAUCCCAUUCCCUCCAAGAAGAACGUUUCAGAUGCGAACGUUUGGAAGAGCAAAUCAAUGACCUAACGGAAUUACAUCAGAACGAAGUGGAAAACUUGAAGCAGACUAUUACGGAUAUGGAGGAGAAAGUGCAAUAUCAAAGCGAGGACAGGCUACGAGAUAUACAUGAGAUGCUAGAGAGUUGUCAAACUAAAAUCUGGAAAAUGGAACACCAGCAACAACAGCAUCAGCAAUACGUGACACUGGAGGGUUUGGAUAAUAGCAAUGCUAGGGCGCUGGUUGUAAAAUUGAUAAACGUAGUAUUGACAGUAUUGCAAGUUAUUUUACUUCUUGUUGCAACGGGUGCUGGUAUUAUGAUGCCUUUUCUCAGAACCAGCUGUACUAAGCCUCAUUGUUUCAUGUGCAGGGUGCGUAUAUUAACAACAACCUUCGUUGUACUGGGCAUAGUGUUUGUGCUAAAGCAGUGGCCUGAGGUACAUGACGUUGGCAGUCACCUCAUGCGCCACCUCAAGCAGACCCUCGCCAUGAAGUAGCAUUGGUGGAAUACUUAAAUUUAAUCAAACCCUGUGAUGAAGCUGGGCUAGAUUGGACACGUUGAUUGAAAUCUUGCAUCCAUUUAUCAGUGUUGUAGCACAUUGGAGCAAUAAUAGUAUGUAUACGCGUAAAUAAGUUUAUCUUGUAUCUUGGGUUGUUUAAAUUUAUUAUUAUAAGAUAUAUAUGUAUUUUUGAUACCAUUAUUUAAAUUGAUGACGCUAUUUUACUAUAGGAAAAAACGUGAUUUUCAAAUUAAUUUAUACAAACUUUCAUUAAUUUACAUCUCUUCGUUCGGUUUGAUUUAACUUUUUCACAAUCGUGACAUUGGCGAUCAAUUGGUGCUGAACAAAUUACAUUAGAAAAACUUCUUUAGACACGAACAAUUGUUGAAAUACUACACAGUGACACUGCUUGGCUAUAUGUGGCACAUAUUAUGAAGGUUUAAUUUCAAUUAACGUAGUGUAUCUCUACGUUUAUUUCUUCACGAGUGUAAAAGUAGGGUAAAGGAUACCAAGUGAGAGAAAGUAUUGCGUGAUGCACACCAGGAUACUGUCUUCAACCUCCACGAUCGGUCCAGUUACAAUUUGUCGAUGUACAAUCGAUUUGUUUUAAAUCUUCUUGGAUGUAUCUGUCGAUAAGUCAAGAAUUUGUAACAUCCAAAUCGUCCAAAUGCUAAACAAUAAUGUAAAUUAAGACAGGGCCCUUAUAUCACUAUAGAUAGCUGCUGUCCGGCAUUGUAUAAAAUAUGAAGUAGUACGUAUUGUAUAUUCACUUGUUAUUUGUAAUAUUCGAUAAAGGUGUAAGUUCUCUAGGAAAUGCAAGCUUUUUUUAAUUGUUGGUAGCGUUGCAUAAAAUAGCUAGAGUAUAAAUUAAAUCACGCAUGCAAUGAAAGAGAAAUGAAGGAUUUCACUAAAGGCUGCAGGAAAUGUUACUUUCUCGUUGGAAAAUUGUUGGAAAAUCAUGAAAUUUGGGCAUAAAUAAAAAUUUACACACACACAUACAUACAUACAUACAUGUAUAUGCAAUGCAUGUGCUGCUACAUCUGAUAUCAGGAGGACCAACCGUCUCUUUCCUCUUAUUCUACGGUACGAUUUACAUCGCACAUAUAACGUAAAAAUUAUGCUUACAUUUGAGAAUAAAGACAGGAGUGAUUUUCAUUAGUCCAAUGAGCGAUCUAAUCAUCAAACCCAUAAAGUUGCGUGUGUAUUAUAACGAGCAUAAAGAAUCGAUCCAUGACAGUUAGUUGAAAUGAGAGAAAGACUGAAGGGCUACAUUGCUGUAUAACAAUUAUUGUUAGUUUACCAUUGGCGUUGUAAUUUUAAGUUUUUAGUAUUGAAGAUUAACAUUAAUAUGACGUAAAAAAAUAAUACAAAUUUACGAAAACUCAAAGUAUUUGAUACAUGGCAAAAAUAAGGCGAGUUAAUAAUAACGUUCAGAAAUAAGACUAGCAUCUGAUUUGUGUUUCUUCUUUGUAUCGUUACUAUUUAAUGACAGAGCAUACGUAUGACUUGUACAUUCACUGUCUUGCAAUACAAUUUUUUAGCUUUCACAGUCAGAAUGGCCCGUGUCUAUGCACUUUUACUACUCAAAGUGAUCGCAGCAUGAUAUAUAUUAAAUUGAAAUGACGAACGUCUGUACAAGAGGAGAUUUAACCUUGUUUAAAUUGCUAUAUCACGCUGCUCUUUAGCACAGAAAUUUUCAUGUUUACUUCACGCUGUUUACAAGUAAAUAAUAGAAACGAUAUAUAAACUUAACAAUUAACAGUUCAGUAUCUGUGUCAAUUUAGCGACAUGUAGUGGAUGUAUUAUAACAGCGCAAAGUUUUAUUCAGAAUUUUAUUCAAAAGUUGCCUGUAGCUGUGUACAAAAGGAAAUAAUUUUAUGUGUCUCGUUGUGUCGAAUACCUUGUGUUGACAAUGUAUGUUGUAAAAUUUGAUAUUGAUUUAGAAGCUUGCAAUGUGAAGGAUACGAGUGUUCGGUAAUUGAGUAGCAAUUUACCGCGUGGAAAUUGAAGGCGUGAAAAGGUAAUUUUAUGCUGUUGCGAAGAGAUAUUCAAUUCAUUCCUGAUCUCAAAGCAAAUGAAAAUUGAACUGUAUAUUCGUCAUAGCAGAAAUAUUCGUUUUUCUCUCGAUGUCGACUCAUCCAAUAGAUUUCUCACAUCCACAUUAUCUGCAUGGUAUUACUUCGAGCAGUUUAACAAUCGACGUCCCCCACAAAAAUAUUUGAAUAUUUUCUAUAUUAUUUUUCAUGUUCCUGUGGUAAAUAUUACAUUUCGGAUAAAUCGCUGUGAUUAUGCUAGGUUUAUAUAUAAGCUUAAUAUUUAAGAAGCAGCUUUGGGAUCAAUACACAACUGGGAAAUGCCACCAAAAAAAUCGUAUGUGUUGUAUAUAUAGAGAUUUUUCUCAAAAAUCAUGCACCAUUCAUUACACGUGUAACGUUCGAGACAAAUGAAAACGUAUUGAUUUAAUCGAAUAUCUCGUUAAUAUCAUUUUUUUGUUAUAUAAAAUACAUGUAACUAAUGUAAUUGUAAGAUAUAAGUCUAUUUAGUAUUACAUAAUCAUAAGUAGGCAAAAUAUAUAGGGUGUUAAGCAGACAUUAAUGUACAUAGCAUUAUAUUAUAUUUAUAGAAGCUUGUCGUCGUGGCAAGAUUUUAACUGUAUUUUAUUGAUUUUGACUUAAUAGUUUUUCUAAAAAGAUAAUAUUGAACAAUGAGAAUUUAAUUUCCUUCCAUUAUAUCGUUAGAUAACAUAUAAAACACCCUGUGUAUUUAUCAUUUUAGAUCAUGGUGCUUUGUAAUAUACGUAUUUAACACUACUAGGGAAUUAGAGAAUUUUAAUCACACGAUCGACCACCGAUUUACUGAGGGCCCCUGCACGCUUAUAAAAUAUUGAGCGUUACGUACAAAAAGGAAACUGGAUGUUAAAGUAGUAAAUAGCGCUCGAAAUUUUAAGGGAGUUAUUAAACAACGACGUAAUGUAUUUUGUACCUUAUUGAAACGUCGCAUAAAUUUCGUUUUUCUACUUAAAAAGCCGUUUACAAUUUUAUAUGUAUUUUAUAUUUACGAGGCCACGAAAUGUGUCACAUAAAUGUGUAUCGUCUAAUUUGCGAUGAUCAAUUAAUGGAUCCUGUUAUAUAGUUUGUUGUCAUUCGUAACUUAGGGGCCCCGUGUGUAGAUAUUAGCGAUAGGCGACAGAAUUAUUAAAAUAAAUUAUGUCAUCGAUGCCUUGCGUAGGUAGUUAAUGUCAAAUUAUAGAAUAAAUAUUCGUUGUCAAUUGUAGAACGGUAUAGGCAAAGCCAGCAGCAGUUAUUGUAAAGGUUGUUAUCAUGUACACUCAUUGUGUAUAUAUAUAUAUAUAUAUAUAACAGCUGCGUUCAACUGGCAUUCUCAAGAUAAUAAAAGGAAUAUUUAAAAAAGAA